GAGGUAGAAUACCCAUAGUCAGAUCUCCAGUUCCAUCGAUACAAGAAUUGGAAAAGCGAUUUUCAUGGUUGAAACCCGGUGGGCACUGGCAGCCAGAGUCAUGUCGAGUACUUAAACGUGUAGCUAUUGUCAUUCCAUUCCGAUGCCGUAGUGAACACCUUCUCGUCUUCCUCAGACACAUGCACCCUUUUUUGAAGAGGCAACAACUGGAUUACACAAUAUUCAUAAUAGAACAGCAUGGAGAUGGAGUCUUCAAUAGAGCUAUGUUGAUGAAUAUUGGAUAUAAGGAGGCUCUGAAUAUGAGCCAUUUCGACUGUUUCAUUUUUCAUGACAUCGAUUUGUUACCUGAAGAUGAUAGAAAUUUAUAUACUUGUCCUGAUCAACCAAGACAUAUGAGCGUAGCAGUUGAUAUUUUUAAAUAUAGGUUACCUUAUCCAGCUAUUUUUGGAGGAGUCAGUGCUAUAAGUACAGAACAUUUCAAACUUCUGAACGGAUUUUCGAAUUCCUUUUGGGGUUGGGGAGGAGAAGAUGAUGAUAUGUCAAAUCGCAUAAGAUUUCACAAUCUACACAUUUCAAGAUAUCCAUUGACGAUAGCCCGAUAUACAAUGCUCACACAUAAGAAGGACAAACCUAGUCCAAACAGGUACGAUGUCUUGAAACAAGGACAGAAAAGAUUCGAUUUGGAUGGUUUGAAUAACUUAAAAUAUAAACUGAUGAUGAGAAAAUCUAAGUUGUUGUACACAUGGAUUUUGGUAGGCAUUGAACCACCUAGCUGAUAACGUAGUACCGAGUUUUGAAUUGUUACAAAAGCUUCGUGAUAAACUGCAGUCUGUCAGAUUGCAGGUACUUAAAAGUUAUUUUGAAAGUUAAUCUUUCAAAAUAAUGUGAUCAACUCUAAAUUCUCAGCCAUUAUAUUUCAGUCAUUAUUGUAGUGAUGAAUGAGAGUGAUCACAUGUAGUAGUAGGGAUGCAAAUUCUUCCUGCAGGAUACUAACUGCAAUGACAAACCAGACGAUCAAUAUUGGCAACAUUAUUUUUAUUAACUCUCUUUUAAUAUUAUGAAUUAUAAUUUCAUAUUCAGUUAUUAUAGAAUGUAGCAAAAAGAUCAACCAAACAAGAGUAUUAUUGCUGCAUAAAACAUUAUAGUGAAUAGAUUUAAAAAACAAUAACUUAUGUGAUUCCUUUAUCUAAGGUGAAGUAUUCUAUUGAGAUAAUUAAUUUUAUAAAUUUCCCAGGCUUAUUUGUAUAUAAUUUUCUAAUAACAAACUACCAGUUCCCUUCAACUACAUGACAGUGAUAAAAAACUUCACAUGAGUAUCACAAAUUUACUACAACCUAUAGUUUGUAUCAUGUGACGUUAACUCUCAAUGUUCGACUCAAUUUUAAAUAUAAAAUAAUUUUCUCAUCCUUUCAAAUGGAUGAAAAAAAUGAAUUUUGAUGAUCGCGCAUACUUGAUAACAAUUGUGAGGAAAUUAUGAAAAACUGCAUGGAAUCGGUUGCUGAAAGGUCUGCCACUCACGAUUUUAAAACAGAAAUGAAUGUGUAUGAGAGUCAAAACUUAAAGUAGUUGUGAUAUCUAAUUUUCUGAUAGCAAGAUUCAUUUGAAAAAUGAAUUAACUCUUCAUUUUACAUUUCACAACUAGACAAGUCUAGCUGUAAAACUCCAGACAUCACCAGAAGA
Messenger RNA from Leptinotarsa decemlineata (Colorado potato beetle), 1680 nucleotides. It is a transcript of the gene beta4GalNAcTA, whose product is annotated as beta1,4-N-acetylgalactosaminyltransferase A. Gene Ontology annotation, molecular function: N-acetyl-beta-glucosaminyl-derivative 4-beta-N-acetylgalactosaminyltransferase activity; galactosyltransferase activity. Gene Ontology annotation, biological process: carbohydrate metabolic process; glycosphingolipid biosynthetic process. The record is from RefSeq and is a predicted model, not a curated record. Lineage: Eukaryota; Metazoa; Arthropoda; Insecta; Coleoptera; Chrysomelidae. Gene Ontology annotation, cellular component: Golgi apparatus.